Moneuplotes crassus is the source of this 1012-nucleotide messenger RNA. NCBI's taxonomy places the organism in Eukaryota, Ciliophora, Spirotrichea, Euplotida, Euplotidae. The record is from the annotation of a GenBank genome assembly.
UAAUUUUUAUAAAAAUUGGUAAAUUUUAGAUAAAAUCAAUGGACACUUAUCCCUCUACAUCUCCAGAUGUCAGGAUCAAACCUGUCAGCAGGAAGAAAAGCAGGCUUCAACCAAUCAGACCAGAUGCCUUGAGAAGGACCCAAACUGGCUUUGGAAGCGGAGAUCAAACUAAAGCUGUACAAAUACUCCUUGAAGAAAACGAUCGAUUAAAGAAAGAGCUUGAACAAGCCAGAAAAGAAAUCUUUGCACUUCGAGAAGAAAAUCUUGAGCUCAAGAAACAAUCCAGAGGAGGUCCGAUAAAAGGCCAGUCUACAUUUGUGACCUCUUCUAAGCCAACCAACAAUGGAAAGUCGUCAGAAGACAGCAAAGUUAAUAAUGGAGAAAAAGUAUGCAACAAUUGUGGAAAUGGAAUUCCUGCUAAUAACUACAGUCUCCAUGUAAUCUACUGUGAGAAAAAUUUGACUGAGUGAUCGUACUGCAAAAUGAAGUUCAACAAAGCAGAUCUAGAUAAUCAUAUCGAAGAAGAACGAGGAGUUUACCAAGAUUUAUUAGAAGCAGUCAUUAAGGGGAAAACCUCUGAUAUUCAGACAAUGUAUGAACACGGGAACGACAUUGCUGCAGUUGACCCAUCAGACAGCAGCGAGAAUACUCUUCUGCAUAUAGCAGUAAAGCAUGGUAAGAAAAAUACAGUAGAACUACUCCUAAAGCUAGGUCUGAAUAUUAAUGCAUUGAAUAAGAAUCAUGAGUCUCCUCUACAUCAUGCUGUUUCGAUAAAAGAUGAACAGGAUGCUCUAGAAACUCUAGAAUUUAUGCUUCUCAAAGGUGCAGAUCCAACUCAAAAAGAUAAGCUUGGGGAUACACCAAUAGAAAAAUGUAAAAGACUUGGGAAGAGUAGUCUCCUAAUGUUAUUCCUCAACAGUGCUGAUGAGAGACUUCCCACUCCAUCUAUGAACUUCCGGAUGUAAGGAAUAUGCCAGAAUUUUUUCAUUAAAUCUAUUAAUAAUUCAGCUAA